Messenger RNA from Betta splendens (Siamese fighting fish), 2621 nucleotides. It is a transcript of the gene kcnk15, whose product is annotated as potassium channel, subfamily K, member 15. The transcript has 2 exons. Gene Ontology annotation, biological process: stabilization of membrane potential; potassium ion transmembrane transport. Gene Ontology annotation, molecular function: potassium ion leak channel activity. The record is from RefSeq and is a predicted model, not a curated record. NCBI's taxonomy places the organism in Eukaryota, Metazoa, Chordata, Actinopteri, Anabantiformes, Osphronemidae. The coding region runs from base 28 to 1335 and encodes 435 amino acids. Gene Ontology annotation, cellular component: membrane.
CUGUAACUGCGCGCAUCUGCUCCUGACAUGCCGAUACCGAGGAUGAAGAAGCAAAACGUUCGGACGCUGUCGCUCAUCCUUUGCAUGUUCUCCUACUUGCUGGUCGGCGCCGCGGUGUUUGACGCGCUGGAGUCCGAGUCGGAGAACUCCCGCAGGCGCAUCUUAGAGCAGAAGCGCAACGAGAUGAAGAAAAAGUACCGGUUCUCCGAGGACGACUACCGCGAAAUCGAGCGAGUGGUGCUGCAAGCGGAGCCUCAUCGCGCCGGGAGGCAGUGGAAAUUUGCGGGCUCUUUUUACUUUGCCAUAACAGUCAUCACCACGAUCGGAUAUGGACAUGCAGCACCAGGCACGGAUGCAGGGAAGGUUUUCUGCAUGUUCUACGCUGUACUGGGCAUCCCUCUCACUUUGGUCAUGUUCCAGAGCCUGGGAGAGAGGAUGAACACGUUCGUCCGCUACCUCCUCCAUAAGGUGAAGCAGUGCCUGGGCUUUCGACACAAUGAGGUGUCCAUGGAAAACAUGGUUCUAGUGGGCUUCCUGUCCUGCAUCGGAACGCUGUGUGUAGGCGCAGCAGCCUUCUCCCACUUCGAGGGAUGGAGUUUCUUCCAUGCCUACUACUACUGCUUCAUCACGCUCACCACCAUUGGCUUUGGGGACUUUGUGGCACUGCAGAAGAAAGAGGAUCUCCAGGAGAAAACACCAUAUGUGGCAUUCAGCUUCAUGUACAUCCUGGUGGGGCUCACUGUUAUUGGGGCCUUUCUUAAUUUGGUGGUGCUACGUUUUCUCACAAUGAACACUGAAGAUGAGAGGAGAGAUGCUCAGGAGAGGGCGUCACUGAAGAGAGACAGAGGCCUGUUGGAUGGUGCUCUGCUUCUUCAUGUGGUGGGUGAACAGAGUAGGGGCAGCAACCGGGAGAGAAACAGAAGAAAUGCGGCACGCAGUCGCAACCACAGUGCACUUCUCCUCCCGAUGGAGGAAGGAACCAGCCGCACAAACCUCAUUCCCUCGCCUGCAGAGGACCGGGAGAGGCGAGGAAGCCCGUGCAGACAGAGGCUGAAUAUUCAGAUGGACUCAGAGAGACGCAGACCCAAGUUGAGCAUCAGCUCUCUCUGCUCCUGCGUGUGCUACCGCUUGGGGAUUUGCAAUAGUCCUCUCGUGUCCCACAGUGAACACCAUGGCUGCCAUAUUAAUUCUGUUUAUUACAACUCAGUCUCAUACAGGAUCCAGGGCUGUUCGCCAGGGUCCAGGGACAACACUGGACUCUCCUCCCCUGGAAGCACGCUCUCACCAGGCCAUAGCUUCAGAGAGUUUCCUCGUUCAAGGAGAAAGUCAGUGUAAAGAUAUUGAGGGAAAAUUGUUUGCACAGACUUCAAACAGUGUUUUCAAUGACAAUGCAUUUUGUAUCUCAGCUCUUUUCUGCAUGUCAGGUAAUAUUCCAUUUACUCAGUUGUCUGUUGUGGCUUUUGCUUCUAAGGCUAGUAUGAGAUUUCUUAUCUUUUGCAAUGAUGUUAUUUAUUUGAAUGACUCUGCCCUCUUUGCAUGUAAGGCAAAUAGCAGUGCAUGCUAAACAAAAUGUCUAGCACGCAGUGUGAGUGCAUGAGUGCUACAGAAUGUAAAGAUGUAAAAAGUGGAGCUUUUAAUCCACAAUUCAAAAAAAAACAUUUUUUGGACAUAGUGUUUAUUAGUGACUGCAUAAUUCUACAGUAAAUAUGUGAAUGGUCGUCAGUGGAUCUUGUUCCUGCUUUAGCCAAAAACCUUAUUGUUUCAGCCAACAGUUUGAAGAUGUCACUACACAUUUAUAUUGAAAAGCCUUAAAGAACUUUGACCAAGCACAUGCGAUAUGUGGCCUCUUAGCUUAGUGAGUUUAAUAUAUCAUUUUACUAAAUGUGGGAGGCCAGAAUAACGUUUCCGUGCUUUCUCCAGCAUUUUAGAUGUACGUAUGACUGAUUCAGAUGUAAUGAAUGUAGCACAUAACAUAUGUAGCAGGUGUCAAGCUUCCCCAGUCCUGGAAAAGUUGUCAUUUUUCAGCCAGGAGAGGAUCGUUUCUUUGCAGACUUGUAUAGUUAUAUUUGCUGUCUGAAUUUCUUCCACUAUUGAAUUAUUAAACCAAGAAAAGAUAAUCAAAUGUGUGUUUUUUUUAUUUUAAAGUAACAAAUCGACUCAGAUUUGUGAGCUUGUUCAGCUUUAAUGUUCAAUGAUCUUUCUUGGCUCUGCUUGUGUUUUAUCUACUGGAGUCACAUGUUGAUAAAAAUAGGACAUGAUUGUGUCUUAUCUUUACUAAUUCCUUUUCUUCUCCAGGAGUCAUAAAAUAGGAGUGCGAAAAUAGUAGCACUCCAGUUGGUGAUUUCACACUUGUCAGAACCUAUGUAGGGAUUAUCGUGAAAAUAUGUUUUAUACACAUACACAUACACAUAAUAUGUUACACAAAAAAUGUAUUAUGGAAGAUUUGUUGAAAAAAUCAUGUAAAUGUAUACACACACACUGUAUGUAUACACACCUGCAUCCUGGGCUUGUCUGUUCACAAAGUAUUUCCUAUUCUAGAUACUCCAAACAUCCUGUCUUCUUUCCAUAUGAAGUCAAUGAUUAAAUGGCCAUAAAAAUGCCUCCUUUAGUGAAGCAGCUCA